CUCUGAUCAAUUAGUCACCUAUACGGCUUUUUCAGGUAACUGAGAAGUGCAGUGUCAGCUCCGGAGAGGAUGACGUUCUACAACGACAUUUACCCAUUUUACCCCGAACAAAGGACUCCCUUCAUCUUUAACCUGAACCUCCUUAUUGUGAUACUUGUGCUGUCGGUCUUCGCAGCUGCUUUCCUUCUGAUUCUCCCGGGGAUUCGCGGCAAGCCGAGGCUUUUCUGGAUGAUCCGAAUAAUUCUCAGCUUAUUUGUGGGCGCAGUAAUUGUAGCGGUGAACUUCUCUGGCGACUGGGCAGCCGGCGGCGCAAAAGUGACGACGACGUACAAGUCAUUCAGCAGCGGGGUGGUGAGCGCGGACGUCGGGCUCCGCGUCGGGCUGUCGGGGAUCAACGUCACGCUGAAAGGAGACCCCGUGAACCAGCUAAAUGAGACCAUUGACUACAAUGAGAUGUUCCGCUGGACAGACAUCUUGGAUAAGGACUACGCAGAGGCGCUGAAGAGGGGCCUUCCAAAUCCCAUUUUGCACAUUGCUGAGAAAUUCACCCUCAACAGCCCCUGCGGUCUCUUCUACCAGUACAGAUACUCUGGGCGGUACACUUCUGCCACCAUGUGGACGGCUUUCUGCUGCUGGCUCAUCGCCAACAUCCUCCUGUCCAUGCCUGUCGUCCUCUACGCCGGCUGCAUGAUGCUUGCCACCGGAGCAUUUAUUUUCUUUUCCUUGGCCUCCUUCGCCACCAUACAGAACGUUCCUCCGUGUAUUUUCACCGUAGGGACUGUCUCCUUCCAGCUGGAGUUUGGCGCCUCCUUCUGGCUGUCGCUAACAAUAGGUCUGCUCACCACGUUUCUCGGCGUGCUGGUGGUGCUGCUGGACUGCCUGGCACCUGAGGCACUGAAGGAGGCCUUUAGCAUGACGUCGGGUGAGGAUGACGAUGACGAACCCGUUCUGGGGACGGCCUACAUCAACCACAGCUUUCUGGAGGACGUGACGGGUGCAUCACAGGAGCAGGCACUAAGACAGACAGCAAAGGACCUCACAUAUAUCAACAUGCCCAAUCUUUAACUAUGUGGAAGACCAGAAUGGUCGCAUUACUUGAACAGCCGCAAGACUUGCAGCAGACUGUUUUUUUGCACACACAUUGACGCUGAAUGUUUUGGACUUCCAUCCAUUCAUCCAUAUUGUGACUGUAUAUCCUGUACGGGGUCGUUUGUAAUUAGGAUUUGAGCUAGAUUAAUG
Brienomyrus brachyistius is the source of this 1239-nucleotide messenger RNA. Its product is annotated as dual oxidase maturation factor 2-like. The transcript has 9 exons. Gene Ontology annotation, cellular component: endoplasmic reticulum membrane. NCBI's taxonomy places the organism in Eukaryota, Metazoa, Chordata, Actinopteri, Osteoglossiformes, Mormyridae. Bases 70 to 1065 code for a protein of 331 amino acids. The record is from RefSeq and is a predicted model, not a curated record. Gene Ontology annotation, biological process: protein transport.